Anarrhichthys ocellatus (wolf-eel) is the source of this 2701-nucleotide messenger RNA. Its product is annotated as potassium voltage-gated channel subfamily G member 3-like. The transcript has 4 exons. The record is from RefSeq and is a predicted model, not a curated record. The coding region runs from base 1020 to 2240 and encodes 406 amino acids. NCBI's taxonomy places the organism in Eukaryota, Metazoa, Chordata, Actinopteri, Perciformes, Anarhichadidae. Gene Ontology annotation, cellular component: voltage-gated potassium channel complex; membrane. Gene Ontology annotation, molecular function: delayed rectifier potassium channel activity. Gene Ontology annotation, biological process: potassium ion transmembrane transport; protein homooligomerization; action potential.
AUGGACAAGGACCUUGUUACCCAGUUGGGAAUCGACCGGAGACCUCUUCCACAGGCUGUUCCAGCCAGCACCCUGGACGGUCAUCUUCUGGCAACGGUGACUAACCAAACCGUCCCGGUACACAUGCUGUUAUCCGGCAACCACCACGAGACAAAUCAGAUUCCACAUCCUGCAAACCCCUCCCAUCCCCCUCAUUCUGGGAUACCCCUGGCUGCGUCGACAUAAUCCACACGUCGACUGGACUACGGGAGCUUUUCGGGGUUGCUGUAACGACCUGCUGCAAGACACCAGGUCGCACUCGCACUCUUUAAUCCCUAUCGACUCCGGAAAGAUUGGCCAUGCGGGAGUAGGUUGACUCUUCUCUGGCGGCUGGAAUUAUUGACAUCACUCUCAAAAACAGGAGGAGGAGGAGGGAUUUAUUCUGACUUCAACACAGAUAUCGUCUUAUUUAAAGGAGAGAAGAAGAGCUUCAUGUUCAACACGGACACUGAUGAGAACAAUUUAUUUUUAAGAAGAUGAAAGCGGGAAACUGAUUUAAUGGAACGGCUUCUGUUGGAGACAGAAGAUGGAUUCUGGAAGCAGAUUUGAAGAAAAAUGACAAGUCUGGAAACCGCGACGUUUUUAAUUGAAAAUUUAGUUUCUUUAAAAGGCAAGACGGAAAUUAAUUCACCAUGCUUUAUCAAAGAACAGAUGCAGGUCUCCAGAACCAAAGAAGUGGAACAGUGAAGAUCCUUCCUACAAGUGCACAGGACGCACUGUAUAUAAAAAUAUCAGACAAGAUGAAGUUAAUAAACAGUCUGUGAUUCUAAACCAACAGAAGAUGAAGUUAAUAAACGGUCUGUGAUUCUAAACCAACAGAAGAUGAAGUUAAUAAACGGUCUGUGAUUCUAAACCAACAGAAGAUGAAGUUAAACGGUCUGUGAUUCUAAACCAACAGAAGAUGAAGUUAAWMGGUCUGUGAUUCUAAACCAACAGAAGAUGAAGUUAAUAAACGGUCUGUGAUUCUAAACCAACAGAAGAUGAAGUUUGGAAGCCGACUCUGCACCCUGAACGUCGGAGGUCGCAGGUUUUCCUUCCCGGUGGAUCUGAUGAAGCACCUCCCUCUCAGGAGACUCAGCCAGCUGCAUCGCUGCAUGUCAGAGAGCGAGCUGCUAGAGCUCUGUGACGACUAUGACCGCGAUAGGAACGAGUUUUUCUUCGACCGGCACUCGGAGGCGUUCAGCUUCAUUAUGCUGUAUGUGCAGCACGGGAAGCUGCGCUUUGUGCCGCACAUGUGCGAGCUGUCCUUCUAUAACGAGAUGUUAUACUGGGGUCUGGAGAGCUCCGACCUGCAGCCGUGCUGCCAGCGACGCCUCGAUGACCGCAUGUCCGACUGCUUCGUCCACUUUUUCCCGGAGGAGAGACCACGGAGCCCCGAGGAGCUCCGGAGCCGCUGGCUGGAGAGGAUAAGGAGGACGUUCGAGGAGCCCACGUCCUCACUAGUGGCUCAAAUCCUCGCCUCUGUUUCAAUGCUGUUUGUGGUCAUCUCCAUGGUGAUGCUGUGUGCAAGCACCUUACCGGACUGGAAAACCGCUGAGACCCUGGACCAGCAUAGGAUCAUUGAGGCGGUGUGUAUCGGUUGGUUCACGGUGGAGUGUAUUGUCCGCUUCCUCGUGUCAGUGGAUAAAUGGGAGUUUGUCCGUCGUCCUCUGAACAUCAUCGACCUUCUGGCCAUCACUCCAUACUACGUCUCCGUUACCAUGACGAUACUGACCGGAGAGAACUCCCAGCUGCAGCGAGCCGGCGUCUCACUUCGCGUCCUCCGCAUCAUGCGGAUCUUCUGGGUGAUCAAGCUGGCUCGUCACUUCCUCGGUCUGCAGACACUCGGCCUGACGCUGCGGCGCUGCUACCGAGAGAUGAUGAUGCUGCUGGUCUUCGUCUGCGUUGCCAUGGCCAUCUUCAGCGCGCUGGCUCAGCUGCUGGAGCACGGUCUGGACCCGGAGGCCGGAAACAAGGACUACGCCAGCAUCCCCGCCGCCUGCUGGUGGGUCAUCAUCUCCAUGACCACGGUGGGGUACGGAGACAUGUACCCGGUGACGGUGGCGGGACGAGUUCUGGGCGGAGUCUGCGUAGUGAGCGGCAUUGUGCUGCUAGCACUUCCGAUCACCUUCAUUUACCACAGCUUCAUCCAGUGUUACCACGAGCUCAAGGUACGCUCCACCCGCUGCUGCAACAGUCUGUCAGCAGAGUUCAUCAACUGAGUUCAUCAACUGAGUUCAUCAACUGAGUUCAUCAACUACUGUGAACAUAAGUUUUCUCUUCAAGUGUUCAGACGUAUUUCAGUUUUUGAUCAGUGAGUUAAAAAUGUUUAAAAAGAUUUAACUUAUAAAAGAAGCUCAAUCUGUGGUUGUGAAAUACUUUACUUUGAAAACUCUCAAUUUAGACUUUUAUUAAAGAAUUGUUCAAAUUUGAAAAGCUUGAUCAGAAAAGUUAAAAACUUGUUAAAAAUUGUUUUAGUAAAAGUCAGAAGUGAAUAUAUAUAUUUAUACAGAACAUCAUCAAUGGAGCUUAAUAGAUAAUAAUAGAUGUGAUUUAUUCAGUUAUUAUAACUUAGAUCCUUGUUUUUGUGAUGAUUUUCAAAGUAUAACAUUAAGUAUUCAUCAGAUUAUACGAUGAAGAUCUUUAUGGUUAUUUGUUUUAAUAAAAUUAUUGUGAAUUAUUA